Scatophagus argus is the source of this 2426-nucleotide messenger RNA. Its product is annotated as properdin-like. The record is from RefSeq and is a predicted model, not a curated record. Lineage: Eukaryota; Metazoa; Chordata; Actinopteri; Scatophagidae. Bases 118 to 1842 code for a protein of 574 amino acids. The transcript is spliced from 11 exons.
ACUAAUCCAGACUGACACCCACUGGGCGGAGGCUCGGACGGAGCGUCGCAGCUGAAGUUAGCAGGAAAGAGAAAGUGAAGAGCCAGAAGUGAACUGCAGUCUUCUGUCUUCAGCAGGAUGGACGUUCUGGCGGUUCUGAGGGUUCUACUUGUUGCGGUUCUGCUGCUGGUUUCUGUGGAGCGUUCAGUGAGUGUUCGAUGUUUUGCACGUUUCAACCUCAUCUUCGGUCGGUGUGAUGAGGAGCUCGGUGAGGUGGAUGAAGAUGACUGCUGUCAGAACCCUCACUAUGGUUACCAGACAGCAGACGGCGUGUGUCAGUCCUGUGGUCCUCCAGUGUGGUCUCCCUGGUCGCCAUGGUCACCGUGUAACGUCCUGUGUGGAGAAGGAGUGUCACAAAGAAGCAGGACGUGCUUUGGAAUCGGCCAAUCGGAGUGUGAGAACGCUGAGGACAAACUGCAGACACAGCCCUGUGAAGGCAGCUGCUGUAACGCUAAGGGGUGGGACUUGUGGCUCAGCUGGUCAGCCUGCUCGGUGACCUGUGGAGGAGGCGGAGUCCGGAAGAGAGAGAGGAUCUGCUCCAGUCCUCCUGAGUGCCGCUCAGCCUGUAGCGGUCCUUCAGAGGAGACAGAGGAGUGUCCAACACACACCACCUGUCCAGUUCAUGGUGGGUGGUCCAGUUGGUCCGAGUGGUCUCAUUGUUCCGGGUCGUGUAUCAGUGACAAUCAAGGUCAUGCCGUCAUCCCCUCCAGAGUGCGACAUCGUUCCUGUUCUGACCCCGCCCCUUCCAAUCACACAGUGCCACCUGGCAACAAUUGUCCGGGAGAUGACUUCCAGGUAGAGGACUGCAGUGAUCUCCCAAAUUGUCCAGUGGAUGGUAACUGGGGGGCGUGGUCUCCACCUGGUCCGUGCUCUGUCUCCUGUGGGGAGGGUCUGCAACUGUCAAUGAGGACGUGUAAUCAACCCGCCCCUAAAUAUGGUGGUCGUUUCUGUGAUGGACCGAGCACUCAGACAAGCGUCUGUCAGAGUGCCUGUCCUGUGGACGGGCUCUGGUCCGGAUGGUCCAGUUGGGGUGAGUGUUCCUCUUCCUGUGUCCCACAAGGCCGAGCUUCAGUCAGGAUUCGCCACCGGUCCUGUUCUAACCCCGCCCCUUCAGCCAGCCCGCCUGGCAGAGGAUGUCAGGGUGACGACAGGCAAGCAGAGGACUGCAAUCACCUGCCUCAGUGCAAAGUGGACGGAGGUUGGGGGUCUUGGUCUGCCUUCUCUUCCUGUCCUGUUACCUGUGGGGUGGGAUUGCAGUUGUCAAUCAGGAAGUGUGACAGCCCCACCCCCCAACAUGGUGGCCAGCCCUGUACUGGAGAGGGACGUCGAACCAGCCUCUGUAGGACCAACACCCACUGUCCAGUGGAUGGCAUGUGGUCUGAGUGGUCUGAGUGGAGCCAGUGUAAGUUCCCGUUCGGGGCACGAGACAUCCGCUGUAAGCAACACGGCGGCAGUCAGACCCGAGACCGUCAGUGUCUUCACAAAGCUCACAACGGGUCCAUCUGCAGCGGAGACGCUCUGACCGAGAGACGGGUCUGCUACGACGUCAACAGCUGUUACGUGAAGGGCAGCUGGGACGGCUGGGAGCCCUGGACUUUGUGCAGGCCUCCCUGUGGAACAAAGUCUCAGCGCGCCAGGAAGAGAUACUGCAAACCUGAUUACAGCAACUACAGUCCCACCAUUGGACGUCUGAAGGAACCCGCCACGUUCGCCGGGACUCCGCGUGCCGACUGUGGCGCAGCGCCCGACGGCGGGAAGAAGGUUGAAGUUCAGCCGUGCGUCAACAUUCCCGCCUGCUCCUAACAAGACGCUCAGCAAUGAGUUUAGCAACAGUUAGACUGAAGGGUUUCAGUUUCUUAGUUAGCAAAGAAGAAAAGUGAAAGACUUUCUGACUUUCAGUUUCUGCUCUGCGGACAGGAGACACAACCACAGCCGACUUCAUAAGAGAACCACUGGCUGCUUUCUUAACGUGUUGGAUCUUAGAAACUUGUUUUUUCAUGUCAAAUUUUAAUGUGAAUAGAAACCAAAGCUGUCAGAAAAAUGUAGUGAAGUAAAACAUACAGUAUUUCUCUCUGGGACGUAGUGACAAAGAAACACUCAUCUUGAGUACAAGUACAAGUACCUCAAGUACUUGUGUAAAUGUACUUGUGUACUUUCACCUCAGAUGAAAUGUGUUGUUAUACUGAGGGGAGUUUAAACUUUUGUCCAGUGUGAACUGACAGUCAACAGGUGAUUCAUCGUUGAAUUAAACAACAUCACUGACUGGUUACAGUUUGCUGUUAACAAGCACGCUCAGUUGGUGGUUACCAUAGAAACACACCCAAACAGCAGUUUGUUUGACCCUCUGAUGGACUCUGAAAUAAAAGCUUCUGUUCCCGAGUGUUAAA